ACGACUAAAAAGUGGCAUAGGCCUCAGUUCUACCACAGCUCUGGGCUUAUUUCCCUAUGAGUCAGGUAGCUCAUUUGAAUAGUGUGUAAUUACUACAGGGUAGCAAAGGUUUAGUGGUAAAAAGUGAUCUUUAAGCUCUUGACUUUAGGUUCUUUUUGGGCAACAUGUUAGCCAAACGUUUUCCCUACAGGCUCUUAUCUUGAUGCAUAUAUAAUCUUUGUCAGAGGCUGCCCGCAGUCGUGUGGGGGGGAAAACCAAGACAGAGCAGUAGAAACGCGCUAGAUGCUAGACUUUUUCUCGCUGGCUGCCAUGUCGGAUUCUUUGGACCGGUCCACAAAGAUCAACCUGUUGAAGGAGCCGGUCGUGAGGAAGCUCUGCGAGGUGUUGGACAAGUCCAGCAGCAAAGGAUGGCGAAAACUCGGAGAGAUAGUCGGCAACGAGAGGCGGGUUAAAGUCAGCUCCAACGACAUGGAGAUGUGCUCUCUGAAGGUGCUGGAGGUGGAGGGCAGCCCGAGCCGCAUGCUGCUGAGGCUGAUGGGAGAGCGAGGCUGCACCACGGGUCACUUGAUGGACUACCUCCAAACUCUGGGCAACUCAGAGGCCGUGCAGUGCCUGAAAACGUCAGCCCUGCAGAUUCUCAUUCAGCCCCAGUCAGUGGCUCUUAUAUCUGGCCACAAUCUGCGCCUCAGCUGCCACGCGAUGGGCAAAUCUCCAGUACAGUACCAGUGGUUCAAGAGUAAGGAAGAGGUGUCAAACAGCUUCUCCCCAGACCUGGUGAUAAGUCCAGUCCACCUGAAGGACGCCGGCUUUUACAUUUGUAGGGUCAACUGUGGAGAUACUUUUGAAUUCAGCCAAUGGGCUCAGGUGGACGUCCUGAAUGUCACGUCAUGUGCACCAGGGCAGAGUUACCAUUCCCUAGACGGUCGGCUGAAGUUGGUGAUCCAGCCUCAGUUCCUGCGGCUACAUGUCGGGGAAACCCUUCAGCUGGAGUGUGGAGCCGUGGGACGGCCAAUCCCUCGAUACCAGUGGCACAGAAAUGGAGUCCCGAUCCUCAACGGCACAAAGAGGAAAUUCAUGAUCCCUCACGUGAUGCAGGAUCACCACGGCAGGUAUCGCUGUGAGAUCAGCAGCAGCACUGAGAGAAUGUGGACCAAUGAAGUUGAUGUUGUCGUAGCACCAAGGAUAUCUGUCCAGAUUUCAGGGGCAAUGGAGUUCUCUGAAGAUGAUGUUUACGCCAUCGGAGGAAGUUCCAGUGAACUUUUCCUGAAUAGUAUUCCAGGACAACUUUAUGCGACUGACAAAGUGGCCCUGCUGAUCGGCAAUCUGUCCUACCAGAACCACCCGCAGCUCAAAGCUCCCAUGGUGGACGUGUACGACCUCACCAACCUCCUGCGGCAGCUAAACUUCAAGGUGGUUUCGCUGCUGGACCUCACGGAGUCAGAGAUGAGAAACGCUGUUGAUGAGUUCCUGUUGCUGCUUCACAAGGGAGUCUAUGGUCUGCUCUACUACGCUGGUCAUGGAUAUGAGAACUACGGCAACAGCUUCAUGGUGCCCGUGGACGCGCCAAACCCGUACCGGUCAGCCAACUGUCUAUGUGUGCAGAGCAUCCUUAAACUGAUGCAGGAGAAGGAGACGGGCCUCAAUGUUUUUCUGCUGGACAUGUGCAGGAAGAGGAAUAUCCACGAUGACAGCACUCCGAACAUCGUCCUGAGGGUUACAGCCAACAUUGUCUUUGGAUACGCUACGUGCCAAGAUGCCGAGGCCUUUGAGCUGAGCUCCAGUGGCUUCACUAACGGUGUGUUUGUCAAGUUUUUGAAGAAGCGACUGCUGGACGAUGAGAAGAUCACCGUGGUGCUGGACAGAGUGGCUGAGGACAUGGGUCAGUUUGAUGCUACGAAGGGGAAGCAGGCGCUGGAGAUCCGCAGUAGCCUGUCAGAGAGGAGAGCUCUGACCGAUCCUAUCCUGCCCGCCGACACCGCUGAUCUUGCUCAUGCUCAAAGCCGCCAGUGGGCAAAGGCUCACGAGCUUCCUGAGAGUAUGAGUCUCAACUUCGACUGCGGGGCUCAGAUCAAGUUGGGCUUCGCUGCCGAGUUCUCCAAUGUGCUGGUCAUUUACACUCACAUCGUUAAGAAACCCCAGGACAUGUCCGUCUGCCAAGCUCAUGUCACUGACUUCUCAGAGGACCUUGACGUGGAUCCUAAAGCGAUGAACAGAGAGACUCCAGAGGAGACGGGGAUCCACCUCCUGUCCAGCAGCCUGCCGCAGCACUGUCUCUACACCAGACUCAGCUCACUGCAGAAGCUCAGGGAGGAGCUGGUCUUCACCGUGUGCCUUCAGGGCACCUUCCCAGCAAUGGACGAUGAUCCUGUCCACUGGACCAAAAGCAUCAAUAUUGGAAAGCCACUGAUCGCCCGACUGGACCUGCACCGGGCCAUGCGGAGGAAUAGCUGCCUGCAGACCUGCCUGAUGCCCCACAGCCCGUCCCACAGCCCCUGUCACAGCCCCGGGCCUGAACACCGCCUCCAACUCCAUCACGGGCUGCACCAGGCCCAGGACUACAGCCGCCUGUCCCCGCAGCAACACUACCUGGACGUCUACGAGUGUCUUCAGGGUGCAGUGGGAGGCUGUGGGGAUUCCUGCUAUGAAAAUCUCAGCCAGUGUCACUAUGAGCCGAUGUACAACUCAGCCGGUGGGCUCUCAAGCUCGCCGGGCAGGUUCAGCAUCCCUAUAGAAGCCAGUGACGACAUCACCGAGCUGCAGACUGUGUUCAUCAACAGCCUGCAGCUUCAGCAGCAGUGAAACAGCCGCUGGGUAUUAUUCAUAUUUCUCAGAAGAGAAACUAUAAAUGUCUUUUAACAGUGUACCUGGAAUACUGCUGCUCUUACUGUAACACGUUGUUAUAUUCUUAAACUUAAAAGCAUUAUUUGGCUCAACAAGCUGUAUACUGACAUUGUACUUAACACUUAAAUUUUGUAAACAGUUUUUAAAGAAAUGAAAAAGUACAUUUCAGUAAACGGACAAGGGGUAAUUGCUGCAAUUGUUGUUUCGUAGAGCUGUGAAUUUACCGAUGUUUCUCUGACUUUUGCCAAACAGGAGAGCUACGAUACACGGUGGCGUCAAGGUGAAACGUAUCACAGUCCUCGUGUAAAAGUAUUACACAGAAUUUUUUCUAUUUAAACUAUGAGUCUGCACACAAAGCUUCGUUUGCCUUUAAUUCAAGCGGAGCAUUGUAAACAAACUACUCUGAAAGAAAAUUUGCAUUUGGUGAAGGAAACUGAGGCAGUGGGGGCUACCUCCACUAUACGCUUAGAAUAAUUAUCGGAAGCGAUCAGACCUUUUGUCAAAUAAUAAACCUGAGCAGAGAAAGAGGUGGAUGGAAAUUUUGAUCACAGACAGGGGUGGAAGAAGUAUUCAUAUCCUUUACUUAAACGAAAGUACCAAUACCACGAUGUGAAAACACUCCAUUACAAGUGAAAGUCAUCGAUUUAAAAUUAAUAUUGAUGCAUCAGUGUGUAAGCAGCAUUGUAUUGUUGUAGCUGGUCGGGUGAGGGAAUAUUAACUCCUUUAUAUACAGAUCAGUACUUUAGUCCAGAGGUGAAAGGGUCACCAUGUAAAUCGGAGGGGUCGUGAGAUGAUUAAUGGAAGAGGGAAGAAGAAAAGUCGAAGUUCUGCAGCACAAAUCUGUUUUCAUUUUAAACUGGCUAAAAAAAGUGCAACCUGUUGACAACUCAUAGACAUUUGAAAUGUGACAAGACACCCGGAGUGGACACUGCUUUCCUUGUAAGUGGUCACAUGACAAUCAGAAAUAUAUUUUUUCUUUCUUACCCAUUGAAUCAUCUUGUGACCCCCUCAGGUUUAUGUCGGGACCCUCAGGAUGGGAAUCGCUGCUUUAUAAGAUUUUAAGAUUAUUCUGGUGACUUUUUUUGUCGGAAGUGACAAUGAAGUUUAGCGGGGAUGUCACACUCACCAUUUCUGAGCUAAUGAUUUAAGACAGACACCGUUUUCCUUGUAAUGUAAUUUGCUGACUUCACAAAGAACGGAUAGUAUAGUUUUUUUUUUCACGUUUAAAAAAAAAAAAUAUUCCGUUCAGUCACAAAAAGACAUACACAAAAAGACA
This is a messenger RNA of Xiphias gladius (swordfish), 4117 nucleotides long. RefSeq names its product MALT paracaspase 1 (gene malt1). NCBI's taxonomy places the organism in Eukaryota, Metazoa, Chordata, Actinopteri, Istiophoriformes, Xiphiidae. Gene Ontology annotation, molecular function: cysteine-type endopeptidase activity. Bases 283 to 2799 code for a protein of 838 amino acids. The record is from RefSeq and is a predicted model, not a curated record. The transcript has 18 exons. Gene Ontology annotation, biological process: proteolysis.